AUGUCUCUCAUCAAUGGAGAAUUGGUUCUUAUGUUCGUAAUUUCAGCUCUUAUGGCACACACUGCAACAGUACUAGCUUCCAGGGAUAUGGCGACAACAGUUGAUCAUCACUCGGUUGGUCAGAACUUAGCAGCUCGGAUCAAUGGAGAAGACCGUGGUGCUGGCAUGGUUGAAUGCUGGGAUGCACUGUAUGAGUUACGAUCCUGCACUAAUGAAAUCAUACUUUUCUUCAUGGAUGGAGAGAUGUAUCUUGGUAUUGAAUGUUGUAGAGCCAUCCGUAUCAUAACUCGUGAAUGUUGGCCUUCUAUGCUUACUUCUGUAGGCUUUACUGCUGAAGAGGGCGACAUUUUACGUGGUUAUUGUGAUGCUUCACACUCGACUGCACCUCGUUCUUCGCCACCAGUGGUCGGAGAAUAA
Papaver somniferum (opium poppy) is the source of this 417-nucleotide messenger RNA. RefSeq names its product egg cell-secreted protein 1.2-like. The record is from RefSeq and is a predicted model, not a curated record. Lineage: Eukaryota; Viridiplantae; Streptophyta; Magnoliopsida; Ranunculales; Papaveraceae. The transcript has a single exon. Gene Ontology annotation, biological process: double fertilization forming a zygote and endosperm. The coding region runs from base 1 to 417 and encodes 138 amino acids.